AGGUAGACUCAAUAUAAUAGAGGCCAGGACUAUAUAGCAUAUUGUGUUGUGCUUUUCAGCUUCAAAAAGCGUGCAAAAAGAGAGAGAGAGCAAAGUACACAAAUCUCUCUCUUCUCUCUCUUUCAUGUUCCAGACACAAUAGCUGAUGAAUGAACUAUAAAAUAAUUGAAGCCUUUUCGAUUCUUGCAGAAGAAUGGACGAUGAUAGAUGAUGAGAAGUAGCCAUUGAAGACCACCAAUUCAACCUUCUUUCUUCCCACAUGCACUGUAUGUAUAUAUAUAUAUAGAUUCUGCAGAAAUUAAAGUACACAGAGAGAUCAGAUAUGGCUUUGGAAGCACUUUCCACCACUCCCUGCAAUAAUAAUGACCCCUUCAACUUCAUAUUCUACGACGCCACGCUCUCCGGCGCCGCCGCCGGCGGAAACAACGCCCUCUUCUCGGAAAAUGUCUGCCCGGAGACUCAAGAUUUGACCACCGGCGGCGUGGGUAGUGGUGGUUUAAAUAGCGGUCGGAGCAGUAACUUGGUGGGGGCGGCGGAGGGUUCCGAGGGGGCCGUGCGGGAAGGCGGUGGUGGCCGGAAGAAGCGGCGGAGGCGGCCCAAGGUUUGUAAGAACAAAGAGGAGGCUGAGACUCAGAGGAUGACUCACAUUGCCGUCGAGAGAAACCGCCGGAAACAGAUGAAUGAACACCUCGCCGUGCUCCGGUCUCUCAUGCCGGAAUCUUAUGUCCAAAGGGGUGACCAAGCCUCAAUAGUUGGUGGCGCUAUAGAGUUUGUGAAGGAGUUAGAACAUCUCUUGCAAUCCCUAGAAGCUGAAAAGCUCCGAUUACAACGACAACAACAACAAUCCGCCGCCGGUGACGACGGAGCAACGGCGGCAACCAAGACCGAUGACGGAGCCGUCGCCUCCGUCUCCGGCGGCGUGAAGGGGAGGAGUUUCACGAACCCAUUCUGGCAAUUCUUCGCGUACCCACAGUACACUACGUCGUGCUCGUCGUCGAUGAUUCCCAACAAGUGCACCUCUAAAACCACGGCGGCCACCGCCGACAUUGAAGUAACCUUGAUCGAAACCCAUGCAAACGUUCGAAUCUUGUCGUCGACGAGAAAAACUCGGCAGCUGUCGAAAAUGGUGGCCGCCUUUCAGACAAUGUGCAUGUCUGUUCUCCACCUCAAUGUCACCACCUUCGAUCUUUUGGUUCUCUAUUCUAUCAGUGCUAAGGUGGAAGGGGGUUGCCAACUAAGUUCUGCAGAUGAAAUUGCAGAGGCAGUUCACCACAUUCUCAGAGUAAUAGAGGAAGAAGAAGAGGUCACUAUACCCUAAGCUCAUCUUCUUCUUCCCUAUUAAGCUGGCUGCAAAUUAGGGCACCCCACAGUAUUCAUUUUUAUUUUUAUUUUUAUUUUUAUUUUUUUGUGUGUGGCUAAGCUAGUUUCAGUGAAACAUCAUCUCUAUCUCUAUCUCUGAAUGUUGCUUAGAGUUUCUUGUCCUUCCUUACAGGUACAAAUAGUUGUAUUAUAUUAAUGCAUGUUAAUUAAUCUUACCCUAUUAGGGUUUGGUGAUUAUUAA
Messenger RNA from Ipomoea nil (Japanese morning glory), 1561 nucleotides. RefSeq names its product transcription factor bHLH71-like. Gene Ontology annotation, biological process: regulation of transcription by RNA polymerase II. Gene Ontology annotation, molecular function: DNA-binding transcription factor activity, RNA polymerase II-specific; RNA polymerase II cis-regulatory region sequence-specific DNA binding; protein dimerization activity. The transcript is spliced from 3 exons. Lineage: Eukaryota; Viridiplantae; Streptophyta; Magnoliopsida; Solanales; Convolvulaceae. Bases 323 to 1318 code for a protein of 331 amino acids. The record is from RefSeq and is a predicted model, not a curated record.